AUGCCAAGACGAGAGGAAACGGACGAAGAACGAUCGAAUAACGAGCUGUCGUUUUUACCGUUGUGUAUAACAUCUUACAGAUCGAGAGAUGAGGCUGGAAAAUUGGUAAGCCACUUUUAUCACAAAGGAGAUUACUAUUUAUGUUUUAGCUAUGGAUUGUAUGCGGGGUCUUCCAACGAAUUGAGUGCGAAAGUUGAGUUACCUUCAUAUGGACCUUCCAUUGUUGACUAUAUCAUUGUACCAAAAUUCAAGUCAUUUUCUAUGGUAGAUGCAGUAUCCUUCUGUCACCUGCUCACUUUCAGUGAUGGUUCCAUGAAAGGCUUAAAAUUCAAGCAUGAUAAGUUUGUGACCAUUUAUGAUUCUAGUGUGGCUCCGAAUCUCGCCAUCACCUCUUCACCAGCUUCUUACCGGUUGAAUGCAUUUUUAGAUGGUAUCUUAUACACCUGUAACAAGAACGUGCUUUCUAAUAGUGGCCUACCUACGCUAGAUGCUAAUAUUUACUCCUUUGACUUCAAGAAGAGGUCGGUAGAACCAUUUUAUGCUACAAAUGAUGAGGAAAUCAUUUCAUUCGAUUUCAUGAGCAGAGAGUGUUUGGUCGAUGAUAUAACAUACCCAGGGAAGAGGCAGGUCUACUUCAUUUGUUUACUCAAAAGUGAGUAUAGUGAGAAUAUGAUUUUAGAGGAACAUCAUCAUACUGGAAAUCAUGACAAUUGGACGUUUGAUCUUGGUGGACAUCGCAGAUACAAUCUUUUAACGGUAUCUGAUGAUGAGUUUUGUUAUAUGAAAGUACUUGGCAACGACACCGUCAUAGUGUUGACCAAUUCUUAUACUCAAACAAUGAAACUAGGGGAAAAUGGCCUCAAAAAGAUGGCUUUUUUUAAUAAUAAAGGGCUUCCGAAGGAGGAAAACCAUCAAUUCUUGAAAAACUCCUAUAAUAUUAUGUAUGAAAAAUCAGCAAUUUUCCUAACAAUUUUUGACGUACAUGCCAAUAGGUAUACUGCCAAAAUACAUUCAAGUUUAUUAAACGAAGGUCAAGUGCAGAAAGAUCUCAAGUGGUCGAAAGAAAGAAUAUUCAAACUUUCAAGACAUGAUCUAUGUGAUGCUGUCUUGCAGCUUUCAGGAAAGAGGUAUAUAGCGCUCACAAGAAUGAGUGGGAUAAACUUUAUAUCAAACACCCAUCGAGGUCCCAAAAUAGAAAAGGUGAAGGGAGCUCCUCUUUAUGCUAACAAGGUUUAUCUUGCAUCUCAAGUAGUUAGAAAUAAGGGAACAGAUAUAGACUCAUUGCUUUUAGGAGGAAGUUUCAAUUCGAAAAGGGGAUUUCUGGAAAGGAAAUUUUCGGCAUAUGAUGAAAGCCUUUUGAAGCUAACCACUUCCACUAAAGUACCACUAGAUAAUGUAACUGAUUUUUGGGUUGCAGAUUUAAUGACCGAUGAUGGUAACAAUAUUUUGUAUGAAUCAAGGGGCUCGGUUUAUAAGAACGGAAUAUUGUUGACAGAUGAACCCUAUGACUACGGCAUACUUGUUACAAGGACAGGAAUGGUUUUGAAAAAUAAUAUGGAUGGUUCCACUGGAGAAAUGAAGCAGAUUGAUAUGCUACAAUCGGAUAACAGCUUUACCAAUGCGUUUUGCUAUCCAAUCAAAAAUUCUUACGUCAGAAUUUCAAUACUUGACCCAGAAUCUACUCAUCUACGUAAAACGAAAGACAUCUUCAUUGAAGGCCUUGAUUCUAAGGACAGUAUUAUAGAUGGUUGCUCAAAUGGUAUUCAGAGAUUUCUUUUUGCCGUAUACUCAUGUGGUAAGGUUUCGGUGUGGGAUACAACUCAGAAUGAGAUAGCAACGUCUGGCCCAGAUCUCUCCUUUAUUGCCUACGAUUUAUUGAUAAAAAACUUUUGUGCCUGUGAAAACUCUGGAAACAACUCAAUCUAUGUUAUUGCUUCAACAUACAUUGGCUGUGUGAGAGUUUACAAAAAAUCAGAAUCAAGUUUUCUAGAAAUUGCUUUAGAAAUACAUUCCUCAUAUGGCCAGAAAUUAGAAAUACUAGGAACACUUUCAAACUCUCCGCUAGUCUUUCUUUACAAUGAAAAAGAAACAAUCUUGCUAAAUCUGAAUAACUUGACUUAUGGAUUUAUACAGUUAGGCUUAGUUCCAAAACGAAUGAGAAUACGACCUGGGAAAGAAUUGUUCUCUCUUUGUGUCUUAGACAGUGAAUUUCGAAUGAAUGUGUUUGAUUUUGGUAUCACGUCUGGUAGUGGAGAUCUUACUCAGCAGAUAGUCUCAUUGAAACCGCAAGUAGGCAAUCAAAUACUUCACCUCUCUAGCGUUCCUGUACACCUUCACACCAUACCAAAUAACCUCAAUCAGGCGGUAGUAUGCCUAGUUGAUACUAAUAGUGGACAGUACGAGUUGAUGCUUUUUGAUUACCUUUUAAUGAAGCCAAUUUCCACAUUUCGUUUUCCCAAUACGAAGUAUUUACAUGCAAUCGUAAAACCGUUGUGGUCAGAAGAUGAUUCAAUUUACUCAUCAUUAAGAUAUUUUUACGGUGACAAGUUUAUUGUGUGUUUAAGUAGAGGUGAUAAACGUACAGAAUUCUCGUUAUUUGAGAUCAGAGAUAGCGAGAUUGUCCAGUUAUAUGCGCAUUUUCUCGAAGAUCCUGUAUACUCGGUUUUUAUUUAUUACGAAAAAAGUAUGGUAUUAUUUUCUGGUGAUAGAGGCGUGGUAGCGUACAGAGUACAUCCGCUGAAAGAUGGUUCCGAAAUGCUCGAAGCAUGCUCUUUCCCAGUACUUGAAUUGGUUGAUCCCAUAGGACUUUCUACGUAUAUAGAUGGCAAUUACUUAGUUCACUUUGAACCCAUGACAGGUUUUGUUAGGACUCACCUCCCAAUCAAAGAAACAACAGAAUAUCCAUCGGAGGAUUCGGGAGGUGCUUGCAUGAGUUUCUUAGAUUUCGGUAGUAUUACACAAGUGGCCACUAAAAGAUUCUCCAGGAAGCAAAUAAAGCCUGGAAAUAAGUAUAUGAAAAAUGGAAAGAUCUGCUCAUUAGGCCGGUUGUCAAGCCUUUCUAGUGUUGAAUUGAAAUAUUCCAACAGAUCUUAUGUUGCCACUAUUGGUUUUGAUAAUAUACUUGCGAUAUAUGAGGAUUCUGAUAAAUCACUGGUUGAAAAUGAUGGGCUAACUAUGCCAUACCUUAAAACCCGAUUGCCGGAUGAGAUAAUCUCAUUGACACCUAUUCCGGACGGAUUUCACAACCUUCAAAUAUGUUCAAGCUUGAACGAAGAAAGGCUGAAGGGGGUAUUACCUCUAUUUAUGCUUUGCGGUACUAAGGGUCAGGUUUAUAUUGUAUCGGAACUUGUGAAUGACUUAUGGAUGGGGCCAUUGCACUAUUGCGAGACUGUUGGUAUAAAAAAUGGAGGAGUAGCUCCAAAUUCUGAGGCAAGUAUGCGCAAUGCUACUAGACAAUACAUCGUUAACAAUGAGACUGGAAUAAAUGAAAGCGGAUUUGAUGAAAUGGGUAAAAGUUUGAAAAGAAGACAUAUUGAUCAUUUACCACAUAGGACCAUAGGUUUCUUUGAUCCCGCGAAAUUAAAAAGGGUGGCUGCAGAUUUUCUCUAG
This is a messenger RNA of Saccharomyces kudriavzevii IFO 1802, 3609 nucleotides long. RefSeq lists its product as uncharacterized. Lineage: Eukaryota; Fungi; Ascomycota; Saccharomycetes; Saccharomycetales; Saccharomycetaceae. The transcript has a single exon. Bases 1 to 3609 code for a protein of 1202 amino acids. The record is from RefSeq and is a predicted model, not a curated record.